Molecule: messenger RNA, 4794 nt
Organism: Macaca mulatta (Rhesus monkey)
Lineage: Eukaryota; Metazoa; Chordata; Mammalia; Primates; Cercopithecidae
Gene: AHR
Product: aryl hydrocarbon receptor
Biological process (GO): xenobiotic metabolic process; response to xenobiotic stimulus; regulation of transcription by RNA polymerase II
Cellular component (GO): aryl hydrocarbon receptor complex; nucleus
Molecular function (GO): protein dimerization activity; nuclear receptor activity; transcription cis-regulatory region binding
Source: RefSeq, a predicted model, not a curated record
GCUAUUCAGCCGGUGCGCGCGGCGGCGGGAGGCAGCGGCUGGGGAGUCCCCUCGACGCUCUGUUCCGAGAGCGUGCCCCGGACCGCCAGCUCAGACCAGGGGCAGCUGUGUAGCCGAACGUAAGCUAGGAGCAGCCGGGACUGGUGGCUGGCCCCCGAGCUCCGCAGGCGGGAAGCACCCAGGAUUUGGGAAGUCCCGGGAGCAACGCGGCGGCGCCUCCCUCACCCAAGGGGCCGCGGCUACGGUCACGGAGCGCGGCGGCACCGUGAGCGACCCAGGCCAGGAUUCUAAAUAGACGGCCCAGGUUCCUCCUCUGCCCGGGCCGCCUCACCUGCGGGCAUUGCCGCGCCGCCUCCGCCGGUGUAGACGGCACCUGCGCCGCCUCGCUCGCGGGUCUCCGCCCCUUGCCCCCCCUUUCGGCGCCAGGCCCGGGCAGCUCACCUGGACUGGCGCGGGCUGCGGGAGCCUGCGGUAGCCGAGGCGCGGAGGCGCAGCGCCCACGCCACUGUCUGGAGAGGACGCAGGUGGAGCGGGCGCGGCUUCGCGGAACCCGGCGCCUGCCGCCGCCGUCGUCCCGGCAGACACCAGGUCCCGGGGACCCGGCCGCCAGUGCCCGGGGAGUAGCCGCCGCCGUCGGCUGGGCACCAUGAACAGCAGCAGCGCCAACAUCACCUACGCCAGUCGCAAGCGGCGGAAGCCGGUGCAGAAAACAGUAAAGCCAAUCCCGGCUGAAGGAAUCAAGUCAAAUCCUUCCAAGCGGCAUAGAGACCGACUUAAUACAGAGUUGGACCGUUUGGCUAGCCUGCUGCCUUUCCCACAAGAUGUAAUUAAUAAGUUGGACAAACUUUCAGUUCUUAGGCUCAGUGUCAGUUACCUGAGAGCCAAGAGCUUCUUUGAUGUUGCAUUAAAAUCCUCCCCUGCUGAAAGAAAUGGAGGCCAGGAGAACUGUAGAGCAGCAAAUUUCAGAGAAGGCCUGAACUUACAAGAAGGAGAAUUCUUAUUACAGGCUCUGAAUGGCUUUGUAUUAGUUGUCACUACAGAUGCUUUGGUCUUUUAUGCUUCUUCUACUAUACAAGAUUAUCUAGGGUUUCAGCAGUCUGAUGUCAUACAUCAGAGUGUGUAUGAACUUAUCCAUACCGAAGACCGAGCUGAAUUUCAGCGUCAGCUACACUGGGCGUUAAAUCCUUCUCAGUGUACAGAGUCUGGACAAGGAAUUGAUGAAGCCCCUGGUCUCCCCCAGCCAGUAGUCUGUUAUAACGCAGACCAGAUUCCUCCAGAAAACUCUCCUUUUAUGGAGAGGUGCUUCAUAUGUCGUCUGAGGUGUCUGCUGGAUAAUUCAUCUGGUUUUCUGGCAAUGAAUUUCCAAGGGAGGUUAAAGUAUCUUCAUGGACAGAAAAAGAAAGGGAAGGAUGGAUCAAUACUUCCACCUCAGUUGGCUUUGUUUGCGAUAGCUACUCCACUUCAGCCACCAUCCAUACUUGAAAUCCGGACCAAAAAUUUUAUCUUUAGAACCAAACACAAACUAGACUUCACACCUAUUGGUUGUGAUGCCAAAGGAAGAAUUGUUUUAGGAUAUACUGAAGCAGAACUGUGCACGAGAGGAUCAGGGUAUCAGUUUAUUCAUGCUGCUGAUAUGCUUUAUUGUGCUGAGUCCCAUAUCCGGAUGAUUAAGACUGGAGAAAGCGGCUUGAUAGUUUUCCGGCUUCUUACAAAAAACAAUCGAUGGACGUGGGUCCAGUCUAAUGCACGCCUGCUUUAUAAAAAUGGAAGACCAGAUUAUAUCAUUGCGACUCAGAGACCACUAACAGAUGAGGAAGGAAGCGAGCAUUUACGAAAACGAAAUACGAAGUUGCCUUUUAUGUUUACCACUGGAGAAGCUUUGUUGUAUGAGGCAACCAACCCUUUUCCUGCCAUAAUGGAUCCCUUACCACUAAGGACUAAAAAUGGCACUAGCGAAAAAGACUCUGCUACCAAAUCAACUCUAAACAAGGAUUCUCUCAAUCCUAGUUCCCUCCUUGCUGCCGUGAUGCAACAAGAUGAGUCUAUUUAUCUCUAUCCUGCUUCAAGUACUUCAAGUACUGCACCUUUUGAAAACAAUUUCUUUAACGAAUCUAUGAAUGAAUGCAGAAAUUGGGAAGAUAAUACUGCACCGAUGGGAAAUGAUACUAUCCUGAAACAUGAGCAAAUUGACCAGCCUCAGGAUGUGAACUCAUUUGCUGGAGGUCACCUAGGGCUCUUUCAGGAUAGUAAAAACAGUGACUUGUACAGCAUUAUGAAAAACCUAGGCAUUGAUUUUGAAGACAUCAAACACAUGCAGAAUGAAAAAUUUUUCAGAAAUGAUUUUUCCGGUGAGGUUGACUUCAGAGACAUUGACUUAACAGAUGAAAUCUUGACAUACAUCCAAGAUUCUUUAAGUAAGUCUCCCUUCAUACCUUCAGAUUAUCAACAGCAACAGUCGCUGGCUCUGAACUCAAGCUGUAUGGUACAGGAACACCUACAGUUAGAACAGCAACAGCAACAACAGCAUCACCAAAAGCAAGCAGUAGUGGAGCCACAGCAACAACUGUGUCAGAAAAUGAAGCAUAUGCAAGUUAAUGGCAUGUUUGCAAAUUGGAGCGCUGACCAAUUCGUGCCUUUCAGUUGUCCACGGCAAGACCCACAACAAUAUAAUGUCUUUUCAGACUUACAUGGGAUCAAUCAAGAGUUCCCCUACAAAUCUGAAAUGGAUCCUGUGCCUUAUACACAGAACUUUAUUUCCUGUAAUCAGCCUGUAUUACCACAACAUUCCAAAUGUACAGAGCUGGACUAUCCUAUGGGGAGUUAUGAACCAUCCCCAUACCCCACUACUUCUAGUUUAGAAGAUUUUGUCACUUGUUUACAAGUUCCUGAAAACCAAAAGCAUGGAUUAAAUCCACAGUCAGCCAUAGUAACUCCUCAGACUUGUUAUGCUGGGGCCAUGUCGAUGUAUCAGUGCCAGCCAGAACCUCAGCACACCCAUGUGGGUCAGAUGCAGUACAACCCAGUACUGCCAGGCCAGCAGGCAUUUUUAAACAAGAAUGGAGUUUUAAAUGAAACAUAUCCAGCUGAAUUAAAUAACAUAAAUAACACUCAGGUUACCACACAUCUUCAGCCACUUCAUCAUCCGUCAGAAGCCAGACCUUUUCCUGAUUUGACAUCCGGUGGAUUCCUGUAAUUCCAAGCCCAAUUUUGACCCUGGUUUUUGGAUUAAAUUAGUUUGUGAAGGAUUAUGGAAUAAUAAAACUGUCACUGUUGGACGUCAGCAAGUUCACAUGGAGGCAUUGAUGCAUGCUAUUCACAAUUAUUCCAAACCAAAUUUUAAUUUUUGCUUUUAGAAAAGGAAGUUUAAAAAUGGUAUCAAAAUAGUACCUAUAAUAUAGUCAUUAAGGUAGAAAGUGUACUGCCACAGAGUAGUGAGAUACCAUCUACAUUUCACAUUAUUCUGAGCACCACAAAAUAUGCAAAACUUUAUCAGGGAAACUAAGACUCUUUUAAAUUAGAAAGCAUUCUUUAUUUGAAUUAUUUCUGUCAGAAUAAAAAUAAAAUACUUUGAGUUUUGAACUACUGGAUUCUUAUUAGUUUCCCAAAUACAAAGUUACAGAACUAAACUAGUUUUUCCUAUCAUGUUAACCUCUGCUUUUAUCUCGGAUGUUAAAAUAAAUGGUUUGGUGCUUUUUAUAAAAGGAUGAUCUCAGUGCUCUCCUCCUCCACUGUUCAUCUAAGUGCCUCACAUUUUUUUCUACCUAUAACACUGUAGGAUGUAUAUUUUAUAUAAAGUAUUCUUUUUCUUUUUUAAAUUAAUAUCUUUCUGCACACAAAUAUUAUUUGUAUUUCCUAAAUCCAACCAUUUUCAUUAAUUCAGGCAUGUUUUAACUCUUCUACUCACCUGUUUUCUUUAGGUAAAGGGCAAAUAAUGAUUGAAAAAAUAAUUAUUUAUUACAUAAUUUAGUUGUUUCUAGACUAUAAAUGUUGCUACGUGCCUUAUGUUGAAAAAAUUUAAAAGUAAAAUGUCUUUCCAAAUUAUUCUUAAUUAUUAUAAAAAUAUUAAGACAAUCGCACUUAAGUUUCUCAACAGUGUUUUCAGAAGAAGUAUACCACUCUUUACCUUUAUUGAAGACUCCAUGAUAGUUGAAUGUUGCAAUGUGAAAAAUCUGCUGUUAACUGCAACCAUGUUUAUUAAAUUGCAAGAAGCUUUAUUUCUAACUUUUUAAUUAUAUUAAGCAAAACACCCGUUUCAAUGUGUAUAAAUUGUCUUUAAAAAUUGUUUUAGAUCUAUAAACCUUGAUAAUCUAUUGUGUUGACUUUAUAAAUUUCGCUUCUUAGAACAGUGGAAACUAUUUGUUUUUCUCAUAUUUGAGGAGUGUUAAGAUUGCAGAUAGCAAUGUUUGGUGCAAAGUAUUGUAAUGAGUGAAUUGAAUGGUGCAUUGUAUAGAUAUAAUGAACAAAAUUAUUUGUAAGAUAUUUGCAGUUUUUCAUUUUAAAAAGUCCAUACCUUAUAUAUGCACUUAAAUAAUUUGUUGGGGCUUUUCAUACUUUAUCAGUGUGUCUUUGUAAGAAAUAAAGUAAUGAAUCCAACUGCUUAAAGUUGGUAUUAAGAAAAAGACAACCACACAGUUCAUUUACCUUCAAACAUUAGGUUGUUUUUAAUGAUAUACUGAUCUUCUUUACCAAUAGGCAAAUUAAUCACUCUACCAACUUUACUGUCCUGAAAUGGCUUAAAAAAAAAAAUGACACCAUCUUUUCUUCUUUUCUUCUUCUUUUUUUUUUUUUUUUUUU